This is a messenger RNA of Cyprinus carpio (common carp), 1473 nucleotides long. Its product is annotated as RUN domain containing 3Aa. The transcript has 11 exons. Gene Ontology annotation, cellular component: cytosol. NCBI's taxonomy places the organism in Eukaryota, Metazoa, Chordata, Actinopteri, Cypriniformes, Cyprinidae. The coding region runs from base 140 to 1417 and encodes 425 amino acids. The record is from RefSeq and is a predicted model, not a curated record.
UGGCCAUCAGCCCCGGUCUCUCCUCAGCCGGACCGGACACACGGCGGCGGCGGAAGGAGGGAGGGGUCUGAGCCGCUCCGGGAAACUAGAGGCUCGUUGCAGCCUCCGCCGAGUGAAGUCAGGCUGUUUCCAGACCGCAAUGGCUAUGGGUCUUACGUCGAAAAAAUCCUCUUCUAGAAACAUCGGCGUGGAACGCAAGAAUCUCAUCACCGUCUGCAGGUUCUCUGUGAAGACGUUGUUGGAAAAGUACACUGCAGAGCCUAUCGAUGACUCAUCGGAGGAGUUCAUCAACUUUGCAGCAAUUUUGGAGCACAUCCUCAGUCAUCGUUUCAAAGGUCCAGGUGGUUGGUUCAGUUCAGAUGGCCAAAGGAGUUUCUGGGACUAUAUCCGUCCAGCAAACACCAAAAUUAUUUCAUCCUGCUUCACUAGCAAAGCUUUAUCUGCAGCUGUUUACUCUCUCGUUAUCCUACAGGGACGAGCCUGGAUUCGUGUAGCUUUGAUGGAAAAGCGUUUGUCUGAAUAUGUAGCCACUGCAUUGAGAGACACUCGGACAACCAGGAGAUUUUAUGAUGAUGGUGCCAUAAUGCUCAGGGAGGAGGCUACUGUUCUGACAGGGAUGCUAAUUGGACUCAGUACCAUUGACUUCAGUUUCUGUCUAAAAGGAGAAGUUUUGGAUGGAAAGACACCUGCAGUGAUUGACUACACACCUUACCUAAAGUUCACCCAGAGCUAUGACUACCUGAGUGAUGAAGAAGACCGCCGCAGUGUGGACAGCAGUGCCAGUGAUGAGAGUGUAGCUGAGCAUCCUUACAUUCCUUUGGUCACAGACGAAGAGACCUGGAGCAACAAAUGCCGAAAGAUGGAGCAAAGAUUCAAAAUCAUCCAUGCCCAAAAGGGAUAUUUAGAGGAAUUGGUCCGCUUGAGGGAAUCCCAGCUGAAAAAUGUAGAAACCGAGAACAAGCGGCUUGAUGCUAAACUAGAGGAACUACAGGUCCAGAGUCAACAGGAGAAGAAGGAACUGGAGGCCAUUAUACUGGAGCUUCAAGCUCAACUCACUGGCAUCAUUCCUUGUGAGUCCUCUCAUUUGGUACAAGGACUGUCUAUUCCACUCAUUAACCAAUGGACAACUGCACAAGCCGCCAACAACCAAGGAAAUGUAAAGCUGUUCCGUCGGAGAAGUUUUCACAGUUUGGACCUCUCAGUUGAUGUGAGUUUGAACUCUGACUCUCAGAAGGAAGACAGCAAUCAGAAUGGAGACUCAGCGUGGUCAGCAGCUAAAGACAACACUCCCUCAAUGCUCGGUCUAUGUGGUUCUUUGGCUUCUCUACCCAGCUGUAAGUCACUGGCAAGUCUCAAGUCCAGUGAGUAUUUGGUCAACAUCAGCACAGAGCCAAGUCCUGCCCUGUCUCCCAGCUAGGGGGCGCCAAAUUAUGAGCUGAAACAAUAUACAAGGUGUUUUAUCUGAAUUUGGUU